Messenger RNA from Pocillopora verrucosa, 1371 nucleotides. RefSeq names its product microtubule-associated proteins 1A/1B light chain 3A. Gene Ontology annotation, molecular function: ubiquitin protein ligase binding; microtubule binding. Gene Ontology annotation, cellular component: autophagosome; autophagosome membrane; cytosol. Gene Ontology annotation, biological process: autophagosome assembly; macroautophagy; cellular response to nitrogen starvation. Lineage: Eukaryota; Metazoa; Cnidaria; Anthozoa; Scleractinia; Pocilloporidae. The record is from RefSeq and is a predicted model, not a curated record.
UGGAAAAGCAAAACAUAACAAACCAGACCCGGAAUUUCGAUUUGUUAGUUUUCGCCAUUUUACGUUCUUUUAUUGUAGCCAGGGUACAUUUGAACGGCUGUAAACAAUGAAUGGACAAACGAGUAAACCUUUUAAACAGAGGAAAAGCUUCUCGGCAAGGAAAAGGGAUUCAGAAUCCAUCGUUCGGCAAUACCCCGACAAAGUGCCGGUUAUUGUGGAAAGAUUAAAAACAGAGAAAAAUUUGCCAGUCCUCGAUAAAAUUAAAUACUUAGUUCCCGCAGAUCUCACCAUGAGCAGCUUGUCAAGCAUCAUAAGGAAAAGGCUCCAGCUGAGUCCAACCCAAGCAUUUUUCCUUCUUAUAAAUGAGAAAAAUCUAGUCAGCAUAUCAAUAACAGUUGGAGAGGUUUACAAGGAUGAAAAAGAUGAAGACGGAUUUAUUUACAUGGUUUAUGCUUCGCAAGAGACCUUUGGUUCUUAAGUUGUUUAGUUUGCAAACCAAAACAGUUUGUAAAUCAUGCUUUACAUGCAACUCAGACAUGUACGUGACAUAUUUGUAAAGGGUAGAUUAGGGUGAGUGAAUGUAUAUACUUAUUUACUGUAGAAUUGUAUUUAGACAGGCAUUGAACUGUGAAGCUGACAUAUCAUACCUGGUGCAAAGAGGCGUUUUAAUAUAUCUAUUGCUUGCCUUUACCUUAAAAAGGAAUUAACAGGAAGUUUUUGGUUGAGCCACAGGUAAAAUUACUGGAAGUUAAAUUUUAAAUUAAUGGUAAACUUGCACUUUUUUUUGUUACUGAAGGUAAAGGAUAGGUAACAGAUUUGAAGAGAGGUAAAUGGUCUCAUAUUCUAUUGUUUCUUUAAAUAUAAAUUGAUGUGAGAAAUGCCAAGAUGAGAGGAGUGGGUAAAAUGGGAAUUGAAAUGACAAUAUAAUUGCUUAAUUGAUUACAAGUUACUGUUAGUGGUAAUUUGUAUGUAAACUUUUAAGCUCUGUUGUCUUCCUUUGUUUGUGUGUUUUUAAGAUCAGAUGUUGUCACCAAAACUUUUUUUCUUGUAACCAAUAUAAUAUUCCACAAACUCAAUUCUAAGUACGUGCUUUGUUAUCCAACACCAUCUACAUGUAUGUACCAAUUUGGACAAAUAUAUCUCAAAACAAGUUUGUUUAAUUAUAUAGGUAUUAAUUUUAGGUAACAUGGGUGCACACUUGUGAUGGUGUUUAACUCAAUAAGCAAUUAAAUUUAAGUGGGUACUGUGGGUGUUAUGCAAUAAGUUUUAAUGUUCCAGGUAUAUGUUUGAGGUCUUGUUUCCCCACUGGAGCUGACUAAAAUUGUAAAUGUAGCACUUGUCUGGAAUGAAAAUAAAGUGUAAUCAAUUUGA